UCCUGCGAGCGCGAAAGCCAAUGCAAGGAAAUAUGGUCGUGGCUGAGGCGUCGAGUCCAACACUGCACAACACGGGCCACCUGUGCGUUGUCAAAUUCUGGUUCAACUACCAGGCUCCAAAUGAUACACACCAGUUCCUCAUGGAGCUGCACGUUAACGGGUUUCAAAUCGUGGCCUGGGAUUCUUGGGAACUUGCUGAAAACCUAAGACAAGGGGAAUGGAACGAAGGCCAGUUUCUGCUGGGACGCUACCGCUCUUCAGUGCAGAUACUCCUGCGAGGCUAUGACUCUCCAAGUGACGACAGCUACACUGCCAUCGACGACAUAUCUUUCCAAAGCUGUGGCAUGCCAGUGCCGAUGCCACAACCAAAUCCAGGAAUGUUCACCUGCAAGAACAAGGUUGCGGUGGUAAUGGAACAUCGCUGCGACUACAUUGACCACUGCGGUGACUUAAGCGAUGAAGAUGGUUGCGAUGACUACAAAUUUAGGUGCAACUUCGAUUCGUCAUUCUGCGACUGGACUCCCCUGGAGGCAAGCCAAGGCGGUGGUUGGACAAGAGUAAAACCUUUCCAGUACUUGACUCGCGGACCAACGCGAGACCACACAAGUGGAGGAAAAGAUGGUAACGUUACAUCAUCUGCACGUCGUGCGAUUUCCCCACAGUAG
This is a messenger RNA of Rhipicephalus sanguineus (brown dog tick), 665 nucleotides long. Its product is annotated as MAM and LDL-receptor class A domain-containing protein 1-like. The record is from RefSeq and is a predicted model, not a curated record. Gene Ontology annotation, cellular component: membrane. The transcript has 5 exons. The coding region runs from base 21 to 665 and encodes 214 amino acids. Gene Ontology annotation, molecular function: protein binding. NCBI's taxonomy places the organism in Eukaryota, Metazoa, Arthropoda, Arachnida, Ixodida, Ixodidae.